UAAUGUCAAAAAGUAGCAACCCCACACGUUGGCCUGUUUGUAGUGUCGUUUUUUCCCUGCUACACACACACACACGCACGCACGCACGCCGGAGUUUUGUGUGUAGCGCUAGCACAGUAGCAGGUCGCAAGCGAGCGGACAAGCCGGUCGGAUCGCUUCGGGCUCAACCGUGGGGACGCCAUGCUACCUUCGUUCGGGUUCACCCAGGAGCAGGUCGCCUGCGUGUGCGAGGUCCUGCAGCAGAGCGGGCAGAUCGAGCGCCUCGGCCGCUUUCUCUGGUCGCUGCCCGCCUGCGAACACUUACACAAAAACGAGAGCGUGCUCAAGGCAAAGGCAGUGGUGGCCUUCCACCGAGGAAACUUCCGGGAGUUGUACAAGAUCUUGGAGAGUAACCAGUUCGGGCCCGAGAAUCACCCCAAGUUACAGCAGCUAUGGUUGAAGGCACAUUAUAUGGAGGCCGAGAAGUUGCGAGGCCGGCCGCUCGGCGCCGUGGGGAAGUACCGUGUCCGCCGAAAGUUUCCGCUGCCCCGUACCAUCUGGGACGGCGAGGAAACCAGCUACUGCUUCAAGGAGAAGUCCCGGGGUGUGUUACGGGAGUGGUACGCUCACAACCCGUACCCUUCCCCGAGAGAAAAGAGAGAGCUAGCCGAGGCCACGGGUCUGACGACAACGCAAGUCAGCAACUGGUUCAAAAACCGGCGGCAGAGGGACAGGGCAGCUGAAGCGAAAGAGAGGGAACAACAAGAACAGACCAAACUGGGGCCGGACCAGGUCGGGCAGCCAGGCGAGGACCAAGUCGACAGAACCCCUGGAUCGGAGCUGGGCCACGAGGACAGUAAACAGAACAUAUUCACGUCCAUGCAGAACCCAGGACAAAAUUCCGUAACACCCACCGACAUGAACACUCCUAUGGGCACGCUAGCGCCGUCCGGUCCGGGGCCAGCGGGGCCCAGCGCCGUGGCCGUAAGUAACUCGGACGUUCUAAACCCCCAGUCUAUGCAGGGCGCCAUGAUGGCAACGAUGGCCUCAGACUUGGUCAGCUUAGGGCCCUAACACUUACCUCUGCCACUGAACCACCGUGGCACCAGCCCAAAGACACACUUCUCAUAUAGCCGUGAGAAAGAAAACUAACAUAUCCGCGCUUGACAAUCAAAUACACAAGGAAGUUAAACAAUGGCCAGGUCUAGAAAGUACAACCCACCCAAAACAGCAGACGGUUUGAAAACUACAAGAAGAUGCAGUAAGAAUAUUGUGGAUGUACAAAUGACGUUUUUAGUUUUGUACGAGUGCCAUCUUGUGCUGUGUUUUUAUUUUUUAUGGUUGUUGUUGUUGUUGUUAUCUUUACCAUAUGUGCGCACUUGCCAAAAGUAUUGUUGUAAAUAAUCCUAGGGUAUAGGAAAUAGGUUGUUAUACUGUUGUUGCGACCAAGAUAGGUAAAGCCGUAGGGCUUCGCUGCCGUGGUGUUUUUAGUACUAACUAGACUCAUGUCGUCUGCAAACAGCAUUCGUUAUCCCCCCUCAGAGCUUAACUAAUACUUCAGUCGCCAGGAGUUAACCAGAGUUAAGAAAGGGUAGCACAAGUCCCACCUUAUCCUACCUGUGUUGUCCUCAGACUACUACUAGAAAUAUAAUCAUCAUGUAAUAUACAUCUUACCGCCAAAUCUUUCUGGACUCUUAGAGCUUAUGCCCUAGUCUCGGAUAUAUAGUUAGCUACAAGCUGUAACUGGUCCAUGCAUUUUGUGCGCAUCAUAUGUCUUUAAUCGUUGUUUAUAUCCCAUGAAUAUUGUUCAGAAUUUGCUUGUUUCGACUGAAACUUCUCCCAAUUAGUAUGAAUAAAAUUCAUACGACAUGUAUACUUA
Messenger RNA from Branchiostoma floridae (Florida lancelet), 1858 nucleotides. Its product is annotated as homeobox protein SIX1-like. The transcript has 2 exons. Lineage: Eukaryota; Metazoa; Chordata; Leptocardii; Amphioxiformes; Branchiostomatidae. Gene Ontology annotation, biological process: regulation of transcription by RNA polymerase II. The coding region runs from base 181 to 1053 and encodes 290 amino acids. Gene Ontology annotation, molecular function: DNA-binding transcription factor activity, RNA polymerase II-specific; RNA polymerase II cis-regulatory region sequence-specific DNA binding. Gene Ontology annotation, cellular component: nucleus; transcription regulator complex. The record is from RefSeq and is a predicted model, not a curated record.